AUGGUGGUUAUUAAUCUAACAAACAAGGAACUGGAUAAGGCAAAACAAGAAGUGCUGUCGAAGGGUCUAAACUUCGCCCCAGUUCCGAGGAUCCUGCCAAAACGGGACAUCAUAAGUGGGAUAGAGCAAGCCACAAGUAGACUACCUGAAGAAGCUGCAGAAGAAGUAAGAAGAGACGUCUGCAAAGUACUAGACAAAGCAAAGAUGCCGAAGAAUAACAUUUCGGCGGCAGAACACAACGCACUACAGGCACUCAGGGAGGACCAGGACACAGUGGUCUUGGCAGCGGACAAGGGAAACGCGACGGUGCUGCUUAAAUCAGAAGACUAUUGGCAAAAAAUCGACGCCCUCCUGCAGGAACGACUAGGGAAGGACUCACCACAGUGA
Molecule: messenger RNA, 387 nt
Organism: Schistocerca piceifrons (Central American locust)
Lineage: Eukaryota; Metazoa; Arthropoda; Insecta; Orthoptera; Acrididae
Exons: 1
Coding region: 1-387 (128 amino acids)
Source: RefSeq, a predicted model, not a curated record